ACAUGAUCAUCACGCCCAGGUGUCUGUGAUAUCACUAUCGCCAGAACUGUAUGCGUUACGGAAAGUUGUAGAGAUGACUGGUGGCACCUUCUCUGUUGCUACUAGUCCUAUACAUUUCAAACGUUUAAUGCAGAAGCAUCUCACGCCACCAAAUUGGGUGAGCUCCCCGAGCUAUAUCAAAAUGGGAUUCCCAGUACGAAGAGCAUGCGAUGGUAACCAUACAGCAGAUCCACCAAUAAAGUGUAUGUGUCACAAUAGGCUACAAAAGACCUUCGUGUACAUUUGUCCACAGUGUCACAGCCCAGUCUGUGAGAUACCAGUUAACUGUCCAGUAUGUAGACUUCCCUUAGUGGAUGAUGAUGCGCUGAAGAAACAUCAUCGACACAUUUACUCUAUGCCAACGUACACCUUACUACCGACGGUAGACUACCCCAAGUCCUAUACAUGCCAAUUUUGUGGAACUGACUUCACAGAGGGCGGCGCUAGAUGUGAUCAGUGUUUGAGUGAUGUUUGCUACGAAUGUGAUAUGUUUGCUCAUAACAAGCUCCGUCACUGUCCUGGAUGCUU
Perkinsus marinus ATCC 50983 is the source of this 567-nucleotide messenger RNA. Its product is annotated as TFIIH basal transcription factor complex p44 subunit, putative. Gene Ontology annotation, molecular function: zinc ion binding. The transcript has 4 exons. The record is from RefSeq and is a predicted model, not a curated record. Lineage: Eukaryota; Perkinsozoa; Perkinsida; Perkinsidae. The annotation marks the transcript as partial. Gene Ontology annotation, biological process: regulation of transcription by RNA polymerase II; nucleotide-excision repair; DNA-templated transcription. Gene Ontology annotation, cellular component: transcription factor TFIIH holo complex; transcription factor TFIIH core complex.